This is a messenger RNA of Rosa chinensis, 760 nucleotides long. Its product is annotated as ubiquitin-conjugating enzyme E2 11. The coding region runs from base 38 to 571 and encodes 177 amino acids. Gene Ontology annotation, cellular component: nucleus. Lineage: Eukaryota; Viridiplantae; Streptophyta; Magnoliopsida; Rosales; Rosaceae. The transcript has a single exon. Gene Ontology annotation, molecular function: ubiquitin conjugating enzyme activity. Gene Ontology annotation, biological process: protein polyubiquitination. The record is from RefSeq and is a predicted model, not a curated record.
UGUUGUGCAAGGUAUGUAAACCCUAUAAAUACCUCCUAUGCGAGAAAAAAUUCUCAAUAAAAUCUGUUCUCGGCUUUGUAAGUCUUGGGUUGUAAGUUGCAUAUUAACACAAGCUUCAUCAUCGAUCAUGGCCUCGAAGCGCAUCUCAAAGGAGCUCAUGGAUCUACAGAGGGAUCCUCCAACUAAUUGCAGCGCCGGUCCGGUGGCGGCUAACAUGUUCCGCUGGCAAGCGACGAUUAUGGGACCCCCUGAUAGCCCAUACGCAGGAGGUGUAUUCCACGUCAACGUUGACUUCCCUUCUGAUUAUCCUUUCAAACCUCCCAAGGUUUCAUUCAAGACUCAGGUCUUCCACCCCAAUGUCAAUAGCAACGGAAGCAUAUGCCUUGAUAUCCUCAAAGAACAAUGGAGUCCAGCCCUUACUAUCUCUAAGGUGUUGCUAUCGAUCUGCUCGUUGUUGACAGACCCGAAUCCUGAAGACCCCCUCGUGCCGGAGAUUGCCCAUAUGUAUAAAACUGAUCGAGCCAAGUAUGAAGCAACUGCGCGUAGCUGGACUCAGAAGUAUGCAGUUUAAUUAGAGAGUAUCUUAGGGGUGGGGGAUGGUGUUGAUUAAUUUUUUUCAAUUAGAGAAUCAAUUUUAUUCUUGCUAUUUUUUUAUGAAAAGGUCUGAAUAAAAAGAUGCAAUGCUGGUGUUACUUUUAUUCUUUGAUGAUGUUGGUUUAAACAGUUUUAUUUUCAAUGGGAUUAUACUUCAAUUGCAAUA